AUGGCCGGUGGCAAUGGCAGCGGCGGUGGCGGUGGCAAUGGCGGUGGCGGUGGCGGUCGCUCCCUCUGGGACACCGCCUUCCGCCCGCUGAGCAACUCCUGCCUGGAGGACUCGGGCAGUCCGCGGGGCAACUGGGCGCACGCCAGCGACGAGGGCGAGCGCGAGGAGAUGCAGAAGGUGGCCCCCGUGAAGCGGCUCGUCUAUCUGGCGACGGACGACGCCUCCGUCUGGAAGAAGGAGAUUGAGAGCUACGAGCAGCGGGGCUACAAGUUUAUUGGCGACUAUGAGAUAUCGAACACCGCCAGCAUCGGCCGGCGGUACUCCUUCGACUCGCUGAAGAACAUCAUCCUCGACGUCUGGCUGCUAAGUGAGACCGACUACCUGGUGUGCACCUUCAGCUCGCAGGUUUGUCGCCUCGCCUACGAGUUGAUGCAGUCGAGGAGUCCUCCAGUCGACCGCUCCCUCGACUACUACUCCCUCGAUGACAUCUACUACUUUGGCGGGCAGAGCGGCCACAACCAGGUGGCCGUCCUCGCUCACAAUCCCAAGAUGACCAAUGAGAUUACGCUGAAAGUGGGCGAUGUCUUAGGAAUCGCCGGCAACCACUGGAACGGCAUGUCCAAGGGCGUGAACAAGGAGACGAAGGAGGACGGCCUCUACCCGGGCUUCAAGACUGUGGAGAAGGUGGAGACGGCGCCGUUUGAGCUCUUUCAGGAGGAGCACUGA
This is a messenger RNA of Rhagoletis zephyria (snowberry fruit fly), 726 nucleotides long. Its product is annotated as alpha-(1,6)-fucosyltransferase-like. Gene Ontology annotation, molecular function: alpha-(1->6)-fucosyltransferase activity. The record is from RefSeq and is a predicted model, not a curated record. Lineage: Eukaryota; Metazoa; Arthropoda; Insecta; Diptera; Tephritidae. Gene Ontology annotation, biological process: protein N-linked glycosylation.